CAUCGACCUUGACGUUAACUGUUACUUUGCACAGACGAAGCCCUCAUAUUUCCCUUUUUCUCUCCUCUCUUCUUUGGACCACGACGUCGACGCCAACUAUUCUCAACCGUGUAUUCUACAUCACUUCACUGUCUCCGAGAACGCCUUCCUGAUCAGUGACCGCAACUUCUUUCGCCUUGGUCAUUCUCAUCGCCCACUGAUUUUGCACUUUUCAUCCACCGCCCGCCUGUCCCAGAAUCCUCGAAUUCAACGACCGGCAACAAUUUUCCCAGUCCCCAGUCGUCGACGUGCUUCUGUCACAUCCUUGUAUCAAAAUGCCUACGCCUUUGCCUUCAACCUUUGCCUCUGCUGCAGCAAGCACCAACGGUGAAAACCCCGCAAACAAAAGAGACAACACCUCCACCAGUGACUGGUCAAGAAAGGUUAACGGCACAACACACACCUUCCGCAGACCGUCUCAAGCCGCCACCCCCUCCCACCCCCAGUCGCAGACACAAGCACGCGAUGCCAAUUCCUCAGUCCCUGCCAACAAUGGCGACAGUGUCUAUCUUCCUCCUCACCUCACCAGCCGAUCCUCGUACUCAUCCCGCCCCUUGCCUACUGGCGAAACACGGUACAACAAGGACCAGCUCCUGAGCAUCUAUGAAUCCAUGCGAGCCUCUUCCACUCUGGAUCAGAACCUGGACAGUCUUUUCGUCGGUCCCUGGUCUGUGAACGCGAAUGGGCGUCUAGAUGGCAAGGAGCCUGGCCCAGAGGUCUGUUGGAAUAGCAAAAGCGACACUGGUCCCUUUGGUCUAAUUGAGCUCACUGAAGAGGAGAAACAGCUUUUCUCGACUUCUGUCAACCCACCUGCCAAGCCCCAACAAGCCACAACUCGAGAAGGUGGAGGAGUGGGAGUCAUUGGUCGCAAGGCUUCUCUGUCCAACUACAACAAUACUGCAUCCACUUCGAGGCCAGGAACCAGACGUCGCGAACCCAGUGAUUCGUAUGCGGGUGGUGGACCUUUGUCACCAGCAGAAAACAAAACCUUUUUCCGGGGAGACUCCAACACCGCAACGCCACCUCCUGCUCUGUUACGACGCAGAACCGAUUACAAAGAUGAAGAAUCUACGCCGACGUCCAAGGAAGAGCUCGAUUCACAAGAAAACCCUGAAGCACAAUCACAUUUCCCUGGCAUCCGCAGGGCCGGCACCGGUCCAUUGAGCGCAGGUUUAAAUGCUCCUUCCGCUUCUCCCUGGUCAGCUGCUACACAGACCGGCGGUUUCGGUUCCAUGGGAAGCUUUGGCAGCUUCGCCAUCGGAUCCGCGCCAACCCCCAACGAGUCUGCCGACAAGAGACCAGGAUUUGGGAGCGCGAGAGGUGGUAGUCGUUUCAAAGACCUCCUCAGCAAGCCCAGCUCCGAGGACAUCCAUCAAGGACUUAAAGACAAGUCCUCUUUCGGCGCAUUGGAGAAAUUGCCCGAAGAAGAUUCGCGUGCUUCUCAACUCGGCCAACGAGCCAUAGGCUUUGGGACGAGGCCCGGUCGAAGUGAGACCAAUCCGUACGAGGAGGUGUCUGAUCGAACUGGCAGUGCUGUCCUGGGAGGUUCUCAAGACGGCCAGCCAAAUUCUGUCAAUGACAAUCUUGGUUUUGCCUCCCACGGACCUCCGCCAAAUGUUGGCGCACGAGAUCUGGGGCAUGAUGACCAUUACCAGCAAACUCCAUACGGACGCUUCAAUCCUCAUGAUCCGAUGAGCCCCACCAACACGAACCCCUACCAAAGUCCACAUGCUCAGCCGGAUGAUGACGAGCAGGACUCGAGUGAACCAAACUCGCAGGCCCCAGGAUCCCAGCCCAUUGGUGCAAGCCGACGAAAUGUCUUUCCCGGGCCAGAUGAUCGAGGCCUUGGAAGUAUUCGUGGCGCUGGCGGGUUCGGGAAUAUCGGAUUCGGCUCCCUCGGUGGCCCCAUGUGGUCUGGUGCCAACCCUGGAGCAGGCAAACCUGCGCUGGACCGCACCAUAGGAUCGGCAUUUGGAGAUCCAAUCUUCAGUCCACUCGGCGAUCUACAAUCUCCUGGCGGCGGUCUGGGAGGCGGGUUCUUUGGCGCUGGGGGUUUUGGAUCUCAAGGACGUGCUAGCCGGCUGGGUGCCAUGUUCCCUCCGGCUAUGCAAGAACAAAUGAGGGGAGACAGCCGGAACGAGUUACACCAAGGUCCUUUGGACAGUCGCCCGGAUAGUGCACAACAGCACGCCCAGAGGGACCCGUUUGACCCGGCAGGCCGUCGACCAGAAGGUUUUACUGGAGGUUCAAAUCGCUUUGACGACUCUCCCCCAUUGAGAAACGCCGACGACCCGGUGUCAUCGCAAGGGCAGCAGAAUCAUUUUGGUGCUCCGCAGCCGUCUUUGCCUACGCCACAAGCUGCAAAUCAGCGAGCUUCGUCGGGCGGGGACAACUUCCAAGCUGGUCACGGGCUCAGUCAGUCGAGUGGCAGCAAUUCGUCCAACCAGAUGCCCGCAGCCCAGCAACGACAGAUGGUGAUGCCGGAUCGGAUGCGCUGGAUCUAUCGUGACCCCCAAGGCAACACUCAAGGUCCCUGGUCAGGCUUGGAGAUGCACGACUGGUUUAAAGCUGGCUUCUUCACGGCGGAGCUCCAGGUCAAGAAGCUUGAGGAUGCCGACUAUGAGCCCCUUGCCCAGCUCGUCAGACGCAUAGGAAACUCACGAGAACCAUUCCUGGUACCCCAGAUCGGUGUCCCCCACGGCCCUCCAUCAGGGGGUCAAGGCAAUCACUGGGCCAAUCCCGCCAACUCCAGUGCAGCCCAGUCUGGGUCAGCCCCAGGAGGAGGCGCGACACAGCCGCCUUUUGCAAGCAGCUUUCCCAGUUUUGGUACCACUCUGACCGCAGAACAACAGAAUGCUCUCGAGCGUAGGAAGCAAGAAGAACAAUUUCUGAUGGCACGACAGAAGGAGCACUUGGCCCAACAGCAGAUUGCAAUGAAACACUUGCAAUAUCAGAAUGGUCUCCAUUCUCUACAACACCAGCCAAGCGCUCACUCUCUACAGAGUCAGCCCAGUUUUGGAAGUAUGACCUCUCCCGCGGCCUACCAGCAAUCUCCAAUGCCGGCUCCAAUUCAACCUCCACAGCAACAGGCUCCCCCACUUGGCCAGACUGGUCUGGGGAUGGGCCUGAAUUAUGGACGGGACAACGAGAUCCACGGCAUGAUGGAUCGGUUGAGUUUCAACCAACGCACUGGGCCGGCCUCCUUCCCAAGUGGAGUUUCUGGACAGGCUCCUACUGAUUCUGGGCCAUCCCAACACGUUUCUUCCAUGCUCCAAGACCGAGCCCGGCUUCUGCAACAGCAGCACCAACAAUCCGAGAUGCGAGACCACGAGGACACUUUUUUAGGCCCGCAGGGUCGCAACGAUCGACUGGAGGAAUUCCGCACCCUUCAACGCGAGGGAGAUACCCAGGCUGGUCGUCUCGGCCCUGAUUCCCAACAGCAAGCACCUCGGCCUAUCGGAGCACAACGUCGGAACGACGAUCCAAGUUCUGCAUCGAUCCCCCAGAAGGGAGCCAGCGCAGAUGGCAUCACCACGUCCAAGCUGGAAAAUGAGAGUCUUAGUUUGGCUGAGCAGAUUCAAAUUGCAGCCGCCAGUCAACAAGCUGCAGCGGAGGAAAGUGCCUGGGCCAAGAAAGAUACAUAUGUUGAACCACCGCCAGUCUCCAUAUCCCCCUUGCCUGCGCCAGCGGCUCAGCGCAAUCGACUUCAUGUCGCCGAUGCCUUGGCUGCUGAAUCCAGAUCGGCAACUCAGACCCCAAUUGAAACGCCGUCGGUGUCGGUCGCUCCAUGGGCUGAGCGCACCGUCGAACAUCCCAAAGGCCCGUCGCUGAAAGAAAUUCAAGAAGCCGAGGCUAAGCGUGCAGCUGAACAGGAAGAGCUUAUGGCGGCUGCCAGGCGCGCUCAAGCGGAGCAGGAGCGAUUGUUGCAGGCUCAGGCCCCAGCGGCAGCUCCAGGCCUACCCUCGAGUUCGACCUGGGGUAGUUCGUCUUCGCCAGUGGCUGCCUCAAACACGUCUGUGUGGGCUAAGCAAGCGUCAGCAAAACCGGCAACAAGCAAUUCGAAAAAGACCCUCGCUCAAAUCCAGAAAGAGGAAGAGUCGCGCAAACAACGAGCAGCUGCCGCCGCCGCCGCAGCUAGCUCUCAUGCCUCUCCAGGCGGACAAACAGGCAGUGGACCGGGCAGUGGACCAGCGGGCAAGCGAUACGCGGAGUUGGCGAGCAAGGCUAUUCCUGCUGUGCCACUGGCACCAAACAGUGCGUGGAUGACUGUAGGAUCUGGGGGAAAGACCAAAGCGCCGCCUGCUGUGGUAGCAACACCACAGCCCGCUCCUCGGACAGCCAGCGGAUCUGCUGCGACAGUGGCCAAACCUCGACCAGCCAAUCCGAUUAGUCGCAGCACCACUGGGACGAAUCAAAACAAGGCUGGUGAGGAGUUCAGCAAGUGGAUCAAAGCAUCACUUGGGAAAGGAUUGAACAGCAAUAUCAACGUCGAUAGUUUCGUCCAAGAUCUGCUGAUGCUACCUCCCGAGGUGGAGAUCAUUUCUGAUUCAGUUUAUGCGAGCUCACAAACACUUGAUGGACGCAGAUUCGCAGAAGAGUUUGUACGUCGUCGCAAGUUGGCAGAUAAAGGUAUUAUUGAACCUGCGGCAAGUGGCCCUCAGGUCGGUGGCAGCGAGAGCAGCAGUGGAGGGGGUGGCUGGAGCGAGGUGGCCAAAAAGGGACCAGUUGCUAAGGAGGACAACAGCAACAACGCGGCAUUCAAAGUCGUCCCGACCAAGAAAAAGGCCGCGAAGCGAUAGAUGUUGGACAGCGUUGGGCUCACAGAAGAUGUAUGAAUGAUGUGGACUGUUAGUGUGCCGUGCGAUGGCGAGCUGGGUAGGAUGUGAGAUUGGGGCAUGAGAAAAAGUAAUUUGCUCGUGAUGUUACUAGGUACUACUUUGUAGAUCACUUGCUCAAUGCAAGUCAUGUCUCGAUCAAAUGAAGCUGCGUUGUAAAGUGAAGA
Exophiala mesophila is the source of this 5041-nucleotide messenger RNA. RefSeq lists its product as uncharacterized. The record is from RefSeq and is a predicted model, not a curated record. Gene Ontology annotation, molecular function: protein binding. The transcript has 4 exons. Bases 315 to 4838 code for a protein of 1507 amino acids. NCBI's taxonomy places the organism in Eukaryota, Fungi, Ascomycota, Eurotiomycetes, Chaetothyriales, Herpotrichiellaceae.